AUGGCGCCAAACAAUUGCAAGCCGCGGAUAGAGCAUUCCUCUCAGGCCACACCUGAUGAGGUCCCAGGCCGUGCCACUGACAGGGCGCCGGUUGUCAAGAAAAAGAAGAGAAAGAAGAGAUUGCGGGGCGUUCAAGGCGCGUUGUCGAUUCUAUGCAAAGAGGACAACCCGGUUCCAGACGACAUGCUGUUCGAGAUCUGCCUCCAUCUCUCCCCAAUCGACCUCUGCAAUCUCUCCCUUUCCUGUGAAUUUUUUCGCGACCUUCUCCUCAACCCUCGGCGCCAUUCGGGUCCUGUAUGGUGCUCCGUACUGUCUAGCGUCGAAGGCCUACCUCCCUGCCCUGAGGACAUCACACCUUUUCGUUAUGCACUUAUGAUGCUGGAUCAUCAUUGUCAAUUCUGCUUUUGUAGGAACGCUUGGCAGGUAUUCGUCAUCGCCCGAGUGAGGUGCUGCAUCAACUGUGCCAUCAAAGAGUUCUCGCGCUAUGAGUACUUGUCGGGCCUCGGACUACCCGAACACAUCUCUUUGGAAGUCAUGGAAAUAUCUCCUUACCGAGAACCUAUCAGUAGUGACCUCGGUCUUCCUUCCGCUCUAUGGGACGACGCCAAAUUUAUUCUGGAUAGUCAUAUGGAAGAAUUGCAAUCGAAGUACAACAGUCUUGAAUCCGACGAAGAGCGUCAAUCUUGGCUAGCUGCAAAAGCCCUCCACUUAGCGGCACUGGAAAGGAAUGCUAGCAUCUACGAGGAUUUCCUUCAGUCUCGUUCCGAUGAAAGAGAGGAUCGUAGAAACCAGCGCCGCCUUCAGCGCGAAGAACUACUAAUCCAGAAGUUAAAGGAAGGAGGAUUUACCGAAAAAUUGACUUGGCUCCCUGUGAAAAUCCUCAAGUCCUAUGUAUCGAGUGACACCGAUCCGAAUCCAGCCACCGCAAGAGGGUGGCAGAAGUUGUUGCCCAAACUCACCGCAUUCAUCGAACGACAAACCCACGAGCGGGAAAUGCAACAACGCAGAGACGUUAUCGCUCAGCGUUGCCGAAUUCUGAAACGGCUUUUCCUCAGCGGCCCCGGCUGUAACUUCAACACAAUCCAGCCAAACGUCGCAGACAUCGCAGUCCUCCCUGAAAUACAAAAGAUCCUUUGCCCUUUUGUUGAUGACACGGAGACGGAAGAAGGGGCGAUAGCGCAGCGGCUCAUGUUGGCUCUUAUUUCUGGGGUUGGUGGUGACUUUUUGACUAGCUGGUGGAGUAAGACCAGCAAAAAUCUGUUGGAUAUGGUUCCUUUGCCGAUCAGAGGGAGGAUUCCGACCGCCCAUGCACUCAUGAACGCGACCUUGUUCUUCUUAUGCAAAGACUGUCUAACCCUACCUCUUGCCUACCCUGCGGUCCUUAUUCACACGUGCCGGCACCCGGACUAUGCCUCAGCGGCGUACACGGUCCAGGAUUACAGUGAUGACAUGAAGUAUGCAUUCUGCUGUCUGGAGGCACAACCCUGGGCAGCGCGGUGUGGACGCUUGAUGCUCGAUCCUUCUCGAAGUAAACACGCGGCCGCAAUUUUAAAGAUACUGAAUCUCGACGCGCGCCAUAUAACAUCUGACUUUCUCUAUUGUAACAACCCCGUCCUUGUGCACCAGAAGAGAAACGGGUCGAGGGUUAUGGUGCAUUGGAAUGAAGCGAUCUUCAAUUGUCAGAAAACGACUACCAAGAAAGCGUUGUCCGUCUGGCAGCCAGCGACUCCGCAAGAGAUAUACGCGCUCUACCAGCGUGAAUUCGAGGAGCUGCCAGUCACUUGGGGGAUUCCAAAGAAUGCUUCAUUUUCUUCAUGCUGCCAGAGUUGGUUGUGCCGCCAUUGUAAUGCCAUCAUCCCAUUGCAACUGCCAUACCAAACGCAGUCAGAUUUAUUAGUGCAAAUCAGAAUACACUUCGCACAAUUUCAUCAAGAUAUAAACUCUACGCCUAUCCUUCACCAGAAUUUCUCCCUGCAUAGACUUGCCAUUAACUCUUUCACUCGUCCUUGGUAA
Cyclocybe aegerita is the source of this 2013-nucleotide messenger RNA. Lineage: Eukaryota; Fungi; Basidiomycota; Agaricomycetes; Agaricales; Hemipholiotaceae. The record is from the annotation of a GenBank genome assembly.